CUCCGGGGUCAGCGCCGGGGGCAGAGCCGGAGCCGUGAGCGGCGGGUGGUGGCGGCCGCAGAAAGAGGAGGAGGAGGAGCGGGAGCAAAAGCAGCAGAAGGAGCAGCAGCGGCGGAGGUUCCCUCUGCAGCCCGGCUGGGUUCCUGUUCUACACCCACCCCAAUGGUAUCAGAAUGUCUUCUGGACAUCUUGGUGAUAAAAACCAUUAGAAAACAAGACUAGCAUCUGUCAAAUGGGGUUCCCUCUCCAUUUCUUUCUACACAUCUUUCCUUUUGGGGGAGAAGAAGCGAAGAAUAGUAUGAAAAGUGCAAAAUGUUUCAAAUUCCUGUUCAAAACCUUGAUAAUAUAAGGAAGGCUCGAAAAAAGGUGAAGGACAUUCUUGUGGAUCUUGGGCUUGACAGCUGCAGGCAAUUGUUGAAGAAUCUUAAAAGUUUUGAUGCAGGUGAAAACUACUUUUGUAACACUUCAUGGAGUGAUGUCUCUCCUUGGGAGCCUGUGGGCAGACGGAAGAGAUACAGAGCAAAGCCAUACUGCUGUAGCUUAUGCAAGUUCUCGUCCAAAUUGCUUACUUCUUUCAAGAAUCACUUGCAUCGUUAUCAUGAGGAUGAAAUGGACCAAGAGAUGGUGGUUUCUUGUCCAAAAUGUGCGUUUUCUUCUCGUCCCAAAGUAGUGAGAGAACACAUCUGGAUGUUUCAUUCAUCUAAUAAACGAAUACAGAAUUAUACAGUCAGCAUUUUGGAUGGCAUGAAACAAUUUAGGAGUGACAUAAUAAACUUCACAUGUCUAAAAUGUCAAUUCACAGACACCUUGUAUUACAAUAUGAAGAAACAUGUGCUGAUGAACCAUUUUAAAAACUUAUUAAGUGUAUAUUUCGGCGAGAAAUGUGAUGAGAGUACACCAAAUUCAGUUGAGUUCUACUGUAAAAAAUGUAAUGCUCCUGCAAACAGCCCAGAUUCUUUAAUGUACCAUAUCUUGACAGCUGAAACACACAGAGACCUGGAGAACAAACUUCGAUCUCUGAUUUCAGAACAUAUUAAGAAACCUGGAUUUGUGAAACAAAUGUAUAUUGCUCCAAAGCCUGUCCCAGGUGUAGCAAUGGCUGCUCCAUCUGCAGGACCUGCUGCUGUCCCAGCAGGUUCUGUGACAGCUCCAGCUUGCAUCCAGGUUGCAUUUCCACAGAAUAAUCAAAACCAGAGCAUGGUGCAGACACAAGCAGUUCAGAGCACAGUCCGACCAGUGACCGUCCUAAGUGCCUCUGGCAGCCUCUCCCAAACCACCUGUGCUCCUGCUGCUACAUCCUCACACGUCGCUCUUGUACCCAGCAAUCCUCCCUUGGCUCAGAACAACCUUGGUAUUCAGCCGUCACCUUCGCAGCCUGUCAUUGUUUCUCAUGGGCUCCCUCUUCAUCAUUCUGUUGGGACCAUAAGUAGAACUGUGGCCCCUGCGGUUCUUCCUCUUAACCAGCCCAUCAGGCCUGCGCUCCUUCCUGUUAAUCAACCCAUUGGUACUAUAAACAGUCCGGUUCCAGCUGGAACGCUUCCUGCUACUCAACCUGUUGGCUCUGUGAAUCAAUCAGUUGCACCAGGAGUCCUCCCUAUCAAUCAGCCAGUUGCUCCAGGAAUUCUGUCUGUCAGCCAGUCACUUGAGAACAUGAACAGACCCGUCGAUCCCAGGGUUCUUCCUGUGACGCAGACAGUUGGGUCAGGUGUCCUCCAGCUUAACCAGCCUGUUGCCCCUGGGGUGGUUCCUGUCACACAGCCUGUUGGACCUGGGUUCCUUCAGCUUAAUCAACCUGUUGCCCCAGCAGUUAUCCCAGUAAAUCAGCCAGUUCAACCUCCGGUUUCUCAAAGCACAACUUUCGUGGCUUCGGGCUCUAUACUGAGGCACUUGAUUCCCAUUGGCAAGCAGCUUAAUGGGGUACCUGCUUUCACACUGGCCCCCAUCUCGGUUACUUUGCCUGUACCUCCUGGUGGUGGAGUAGCAACUGUGACACCUCCACAGGUGCCUAUCCAGCUCAUGCAGUCGGGGUCAGUGCCUCAGCUGUCCCAGUUACCAACCAAUGCUCCCUCUCCUCCUGUGGUUCUGACCUCUGAGAAUGUAUCCUUACAGGCCUCCCCACCUGCUCCUGAAACAAGCCAGGCUGUCAGACAGGCCAAGCAGUGGAAGACUUGCCCUGUUUGUAAUGAGCUUUUCCCAUCAAAUGUCUAUGAGGUGCACAUGGAGGUGGCCCACAAACCACGUGAAGUAAAAGUAGAAACCUCAGAACCUCACAAACUUGCAGCUUGUGCAUCCUUUCUUAGGAUGACAGCAACAGCGAUCUGGUGUUGCGCUUGUAAAUGUUUUCUCUGUGAGGAAGAGAUUAUGAAGCAUAUCUUCAUGCAUGGCUUAUCUUGCUUGUUUUGCACAGGUACUUUGUUUGACUUAAAAAGUCUCGUGGAGCACGACAAAACUGCACACAAUGGGAUAAGGCAGUUGCAUGCAAGUUACAGCAACAGAGGAAUUCAGUUAGUUAAUGAUGCUCAGGGUGGCCUUGUGUUUCCACACUUUGAUUUCAACACAGUGCUACCGGAUGAAGAUAUGGGUGAAAGAGAAGUACAUUUGGCAGUGUUUGUUGGACUAAGUUCAACAAUUCUUGUCCCUGUUUACAUCAAAGUGAAACCUCAGACAGCACAAGUGAACAGGAGAUGCACCAGAAAAAUGUUUACCUGUCCCUUUUGCUUAGGUACGUUUGCUGGUAGAGAAACCUAUGAAAAGCAUUUAAAAGAGAGGCAUCAUAUAAUGCCAACUGUGCAUACGAUUUUAAACUCUCCUGCUUUCAAGUGUAUCCACUGUUGUGGUGUGUACACUGGAAAUAUGACACUGACAGCUAUUGCAGUACAUUUGCUCCGUUGUAGAAGUGCUCCCAAAGACACCAACUCGAGCCUGAAGAUGCAGCUUGAGCGCACUGAGAGGAAAGAGCUGAUGUUUGUGAAUGGUGAGAAACAUGUUCCUGUGGUACUGAAAAGAAAGCAAUCAGAUUCCUGCUUUGUUGCAGAAGAUCAACGGAAUAAGGAACAGCAGCCUCUGAGCUUAAAUACUGGCAUAGCUCUGUCUCAAGAGAAUGAAGUGAAUUCAGGUGUAGUGCCUUUCAAAAGACAAAAAAUCAGGACUGAGAUGAGGAAGCUUCCUUCUAGUGAGGAUCUCUGCUUUCUAGCGGUUGAUCCUAAUCAGUAUGAUCACAAUUCAUAUGAGGCACAGAAACAGUUUUUGUCAGACUACUUUCACAAGAGGCCAUAUCCUUCUAAAAAAGAGGUGGAAUUACUUUCCUUGCUGCUAUAUGCAUGGAAAAUUGAUGUUAUAUCAUUCUUUGGAAAAAUGAGGAAUACAUGCUUAAAGGCGAUAAAACGUCACAAACCAUCUGUGCUGAUGGGUUUCAGUAUGUCUGAACUAAAAAACAUUAAGCACAGUUUGAAUUUAAAAGAUGGACCAUUGGAUAUGUAACCCAGCCUUUUAUAACAGCUAAAAGCAAUCCAUAAUUGCAUACUUACAAUUUAGCAGUUCCUUAUAUUGUUUGCUUUAAUUUGUAGACUGGCCUGUUGAAGGGUGCAGUAAUACAAAAAGUAUUGUUCACUUGUGUUAUUGUGAAGGGCACACGUAGUUGUGUAUUUUAAAAGCUAAAACCUUAAUAUUUAAACAUGUGGAAAUUGUUUUAGCUUUUUACCUUCCCAGGGGUAGUGUUUUUUUAGUUUGUUUGGUUUUUUGGGGGGGUUUUUUUGGUUUGGUUUGGUUUUGUUCCAGUUCCAUUUCUUUUUCUUCCCCUCCAUUACAUUUUUUAUACCACCAUGUAAAAACUCUUGUGCUUGUUAAAACCAAAUUUUAUUUUAUUUUAUUUCAUUAUAUUUUAUUUUAUUUUCUCUGUGGUGUUAUCUUUUCUGAGUAAUAAAAUGUGUAAUGUUGGUUAAAAUAACAAGGUAAACUAUGUGAAAAAGAUGUAUUUGAUUAUUUGUAUUUUUAAGUCCUGAUAUUUUUGACCUCUCUCUGGUUUAUGUACUGAAGAAGUGAUUGCGACCAUUACAUCCAUUGCCCUUUCAAACUCCCAGUGCACUGGUAGCAGUGAAAUACAUGGCAUGGUGGUUUUUUUUCUCAGUCAGGAUAGCUGUUCCAGUUAAGUCUGGUGAUCUGUAGUUCCACUGAGUAUUAAUAUGGUGAGGACUGAGGGUCUUUUGGGUGCCCAUUGAAGUAUUACAGUGAGCUGACUUGAAAUGGUUGUGUUAUCUGUUAAAUAGAUCUUGCUAACCAGAAGUGUUUAUCCCUUUCAUUUGGUGUUGAACCCUGGUUGUUUACCUAUUGUUCAAACCUUGGCAGCAGCAUUUGUUUAUUGCCUUUUUCGAAAAACCAAGCUGCUUUGGAGAGUGUCAAAUUGCUUUGAUAUGUGGAGUAUAUGACCUCUGUGCUCGUCACUUAUAUGUAGAAGCCAAGUAUCACCCAAAUUUGUUGAAAAAUCUGACAUUUUAAAUUGCUGUUUUAUGAGGUAGUAACUGAGCAGAGCCUACUCCCCAGCAAAUUAGAUCCCCAGCUUGAAGUCCCUUGGGUCAGAAAUGGUACAGACUGAACCUGGAUGGAGUGGUAGCAUCAAGACUUUAAACUGUUGGGUACCUGAGCCAAUGAUAUUCAUGUAGUGAUUGGUUCUUGUUGGCCUACAGAGAGCAUCACAGUAGUAUAAAACCCAAACAGACUUACCUUGAGUAUGGACCAACAUCUCUGUUGCAGAUUACAGAAAAGCUGUUGGGAACGUUCACUUGAGUUGAAGCACAAGCUGGUGGCCACAUCGGGGUUUCAGUUUAUUGAGUACUGUCCUUUUUGGAUAUCCUUGUUUUUGUCUGGCUUGUCAGAGACUGCCUCCAAUAUCAACAGCCAGUUAAAGAAUAAAUAACCUGUAAGAAGCAUUGGUUUUAUUUCCUCCUCUUCAUCCUGCUCUCCCCACCCUCCUUUCUAAGAAGAAAAAAAUAGAGUUCACUUGUGCCAGUGUUAGAAGGAAAGGGUAAUAUGCCCAAGCUUAUUUCUAUUUUUUAAGGUAGUGUGUUGACUUUUGCCCUGUCCUAUAAUUUUUAAAGCAGAUACAGAAUGUUUUAUUGCUGUUCCUGAAAGGGCGUCAUGUUUUUAGCAGAAUUUGGCGACUUCCUGACUGAGGUUCUACAAGGUGUUUGGAGUUAUAUUUUGGAUAAAAUCUUAGUAUUUUCUUAUUGAUUGCCUCAAAGAGUUUUAAGGUAUAUGUAACAUACAGUUACUUAAAGAGAACAUGCUAUUUGGAAAAACCUAGUAAUUUAAUAGCAGUGUUAAACAAGCAUAAACUAUAUGGGAUCAGUAAUCACCCCAGAAUAAUUAAGAAACUCUGUGUUCUUAUAGCCUCAUAGCUUGUUAAAAAUUAAAAAAAUAAAAUAUACUUGGCCAUAGCACACAGUUCAUGAAACCUUCAGAGGGCUUUGGGGAAGAGGGAUGCUCUCUAGAAGUCCUGAAAUGGAGGUAUUUACUCUUGCUCUUACAGCCUCUCCCCUGUGAGCCCUGUCAUCUUUAGGGCAGUACUGCUGGUACUGGUGAGACUCCAGCUUGGGGGUGUUUGGCAGUGUGCAUCUGGGGAAGGCUUGCCGUGAAUGGGGAAGGAUUGUAGAGAGAACAGUGUGGCUGUGGGGAGCUGGGAUGUAACUUCAUGGUUCAUCUGUGGUUGGGGGACCAGGGGAACAAUUCAGUCUUACCAGAGUUUUCCUACAGGGUCCAGUGUUGAUGUUAAACAUUUUAUUUAUUGGAUUUUGAUUUCAUAUUUUAAAAUAAAACCAGAUUCUUAACUUUC
Molecule: messenger RNA, 5827 nt
Organism: Hirundo rustica (Barn swallow)
Lineage: Eukaryota; Metazoa; Chordata; Aves; Passeriformes; Hirundinidae
Gene: ADNP2
Product: ADNP homeobox 2
Exons: 5
Coding region: 313-3480 (1055 amino acids)
Biological process (GO): regulation of gene expression
Cellular component (GO): nucleus
Molecular function (GO): DNA binding
Source: RefSeq, a predicted model, not a curated record